Cokeromyces recurvatus is the source of this 1068-nucleotide messenger RNA. RefSeq lists its product as uncharacterized. The annotation marks the transcript as partial. The record is from RefSeq and is a predicted model, not a curated record. The transcript has 2 exons. Lineage: Eukaryota; Fungi; Mucoromycota; Mucoromycetes; Mucorales; Mucoraceae.
UGUCAAGUGGGAAUUGUCUUCGUUUUCUACUAAAAUCCUUAUGAGAUGUAGUGUUAAGAACUUGCUCUAGUACAGUAUUUCUGUAUCAAAUUAUUGCGAAUUGAAAUGUCACUUGUCGCAUUUUUAUAUUCUUAACGAUUUUGAUAAAACAAUGAGCACAGAAGCACAAUUCAUUUUGGAAGAUGGUCAAGGUGGAGAAAGAGAUGAUACUAGAGCUAAACUGAUGGAAGUUGAUCAGUAUGAUCCUCAGAUCAAGACCUUGACAACGCUUGGUCAGUAUCUGCAAUACCAAGUUGAUCACCAGCAAGCCUUUGAUGAGAUUAACGAGGAAUCCAAUACUCAGAGAAGGGGAAAAAAUAAAAAUGAAGCUGAAAAGAAGAAAAAAACUUAUACAGUAUAUUCACAUAUUGAUAAGUUCAACUUCAUUCACCAUAUGAUUGUGAAGUGUCUCGAAACAAUUGCUCCAGUUGCCAGGUUAUAUAAUAUUAAUCCUCGAACAGGUCAGCGCUGGUGGGAUAAGUAUAAGGAAAACCCAGACACUUUUUUCGAAAUUAAACCAAGAGGAUAUAUCAAAAAGCUCUAUAUCGAGCACAAGGACUUUCUGGUGGAGCUAUUCGAUAAAGAUCCAGCUGCAACCAUCGAGGACGCUAUUGAGGAGUUAUCGGCUAAUUUUGAAGAAAUUAAAAUGGAUUCGACCGCAGUUUAUGAUUUCUUGAAAGUUGAUAUGAAUUUCAUUUUUAAAAGAGCUGCAUUUCAUGCUGAGAAGAGGAAUAAUGAGGAAAACGUGGAGGAGAGAUACAAGUAGGCUACUCAGAUUGCCAAUUCAGAUGUCAAUUUCCUUAGAAAUUGCAUCUUUAUCGAUGAAUCCGGUUUCCACGUUAUUUGAAGCGUACUGGUGCUAGGGGACCUAAAAGAAAAACACUAGCGUAAGAAUACCUAGUCUUCUCACCUCUCAGCUUGUGCCUGUCUCAGUAGGCAAAAAAAAAAAGAAAGACUGAUACCGGAGUAGCAAAAAACAGCAAAAACCAAAGGGUAUUAAUGCUGACCAUUUUGAUGUUUUUAUAAAAG